Molecule: messenger RNA, 1185 nt
Organism: Lodderomyces pseudojiufengensis
Lineage: Eukaryota; Fungi; Ascomycota; Pichiomycetes; Serinales; Debaryomycetaceae
Exons: 1
Coding region: 1-1185 (394 amino acids)
Biological process (GO): carbohydrate metabolic process
Source: RefSeq, a predicted model, not a curated record
AUGGAUAUGUUUUUCAUUUCAAUUCUACUAUUUUUAAAUUAUACAUUUUCAUCACCAAUAAAUGUAGAUAUAAGAUCUAUAAAUCCAAAACGUGAUUCAACAUCAUGGGAUCCAGAAUUAGCUUUUCAAAUUACUAUAAAUGCUACAUGGUCAUUAUUUUGGAAUAAUCAAUAUCAAGCAUUUAACGCGUACGAUCCUCAAUGUCAAUCUGGUUUUAAUUAUGAUUCUGUUUGGAAUGUUGCAGUUGCAGGUAAAGCAAUAGUUAAUUCAGGUGACACCACCAAAACUCAAUUAGUUAUAAAUAAUUUAUAUAAAUUUCAAAAUCAACAAACUGGUUGGUUUACAAGUACUCCUGGUGGAUCUCAAGCUUAUACUGAUGAUAAUUCACAAGUUUUAUGGGUAUUUUUAGAUGCUUAUAAAUUAACUUCAAAUCAACAGUAUUUAACAACUGCAAUAAAUUUGAUUCAUUUAAUUCAAACUCAAUGGUCUACUAUAGGUGGUAUUACAUGGGAAGUUGGAGCAAAUUAUAUUGCAUCUAUAUCUACAACAGAAGCAGCUUUAAGUGCAGUAAGAGUUUAUGAAUAUAAUAAUGAUAAAACUUUAUUAACUUUUGCAAAUAGUUGUCUUUCAUGGUUAGAUACUCAUUUAACUGAUACUGAUGGAUUUUAUUUUGAUGGAAUUGAUAGUAGAGAUUGGUCAAUAAAUAGAGGAAAAUUAACUUAUACAGUUGGAACAGCAAUUUCUACUUAUUCAUAUCUUACAAAAUUUACAGGUGAUGGAUUAUAUUUAAAUAAAGCAAUAAAAUUAGCAAAUUCUGUUUUUGAAUCAACAGUAUUUUUAAAUUCAAAUGGAGUUUGGAAUAAUAAUUUAAGUUAUUCUCAUUUAUUAUUUGUUGGAAUAGCAGAUUUGAUAACGUUAUUACAACAAACUCAAUACGUUAAUCAAUUAACUUCACAAGCUAAUUUUAUUUGGUUAUAUGAUCAAUUAACUCCAGGAAGUUUUGGAGAUUAUCAAAAUAUACAAGUAUUAUAUAAUCGUUAUCAAAGUAUAACAAAUGAUAAAGCCCUUGGUUUUAAUUCAAUUAUUGAUAAUUAUUGUAAUGGGAAUUUUCAACAACCAAAAAGAACUUUAUUAAAUGAUGGUUCUGCUGCUCAAAUUUUUUAUCAAAUUACAAGAAUUAAUUAA